GAAUAUACAAAGCCCUAGAGCAAAAAUCCCCGCAAUUCCCCUCCCCCGAACCUCCACCGCGCCACUCCUCCACCCUCCGCCGCCCACCGCUGCGAGCCUGCGGCGACGGACGGCACGCCGGAGCACCGGCACGAUCUACCGACCUCGACGGCUUGCUACUGAGAAAAAAUGGAGCCAUGAAUCAUAAACAGUUCACAGGGAUGGCAUGGUGUUGCUGUGGGCUUUCAUGUGCACACCAGAUCUUGCCCAUCGACACCUACUAUCUCGUGCAAUUCUUUGAUGACAGCCAACCGCAGAAGCCGCAUAUCUACUUCCCCAAGAAAGUUGAUACGCGUAGAGGAUAGAGAAUAGUGCUCCACUCUAACGUGACACUAGAAUAUGAUCGAAUGCAAUAGAGAAGAGGCCGUAAGGGCCAGGGAAAUUGCUGUAAAGAUGAUGGAAAACAAAGAUUUUGUUGGUGCAGAGAAGAUUGUACUUAAAGCUCAAAUGCUUUUUCCAGAGCUUGAAAAUGCAUCUCAGCUGUUAACCAUCUGCAGUGUGCACUGCGCAGCAGAGUUAAGGGUGAACGGAGAGAUAGAUUUCUAUGGAAUCCUUCGAGUGGAGGAAGGAGCGGAUGAAGCCUUGAUAAGAAAGCAGUACCGCAAGCUUGCAUUUUCACUUCAUCCUGAUAAAAAUUGUUUCGUGGGUGCUGAAGCAGCUUUCAAGUUGGUUGCUGAAGCUCACUCUGUACUAUGUGAUCCCACAAAACGAUCUCAGUAUGACCUGAAAAGGAAGAAUGUAUUUAGAAAUGUGCCAAAGCCAGCUAAGCAGCAGUCAUCAAAGAAGACUGAAUCAAACAAACGGAGCAGGCCUGGACCUGGUGAAGCAUUUUGGACCAUAUGCCCACAUUGUCAGAUGCGAUACCAGUACCUCAUCAAUAUCUUGAACACCAUGGUCCUCUGUAUGAGCUGCAGAAGGAAUUUUUUUGCAUACAAUCUGUAUGAGCAGCCCAUACCCACUUCAUCAAGCGUACCCAACGGCUCCCAAGUUCCUGCAAACAUGUUUCCUAAACAGCGUGACAGUCACGGUCAACAAGGUCACCCUGUGAAGCCUUCAUGUGCAGGUAGAGACACCAAUGUGAAGCCAAAUGGUUCCAAAGACCCUUCACGCAUGUUUCCAAAUCAACAGGCUCAUCCUGUGAAGCCUUCUGCAGGUGGAGACACAGAUGUGAAGCUGAGGAUGAAUGUCUCCCAAUACCAACAUGAUGAAUACAUGAAUGGGUAUAGCAGGCCAGGUUGUCAUAAGAAGGCUAAUCAACCGGAAACAUCAAUGGGGCAAUUUCAAUAUUCAACACUGAAACAAGAUAAAUCUUCUGUCCCAUCUGAAAAUGGGAAUAUGCAGGGAAGGUCAAUGCCAGAUUCUGCUGAUCCAAACAUUGUCAACAAACAAAAGUUGGUUAGGGAAGAUGCUAAAUCUUCUGUCCCAUCUGAAAAUGGGAAUACACAGGGAAGGUCAAUGCUAGAUUCUGCUGAUCCAAACAUUGUCAACAAACAAAAGUCGGUUAGAGAAGAUGCAUCAGUGGAGCCAGAUGCCACGAAUGUGCCUUGUUCUGCAAAGCUUUCUUCUGUAGGUGGAAAAACAGAUGGAGAUCCUAGGAUAAAUGUGGCAGGCAGAAGAUCAAUGCCAGAUUCUGUUGAUCCAAACAUCACUGACAGAAGGAACUUGGAUAAAGAAGAUGCAUCUACAGUACCCAGUGCUGCAGGAUCCUCUGGUACCCGAAGGUCAGGUAGGAGGAAGCAAGAUGCUGAUGGAAAUAUUUUCCUGAACAUAGAUACCAUAAAGAGGCAGAGGAAGAAUGAUUUGCCAUCUAAUGUUGGGCCAUCAGAUCCACCUCAUGUCUCCCGCAAUGUUGGCAUCCAAGAGACGGAAAAAGCUACGGAUACAGGUGAUCAGGGAAACUUCAAGGAAGAAGCUCCUGUAACUGAUAUAAAUGGUCAAAACAAUAUCAAGGAUGAAGCUCCUGAAACUGCGGGCCAAAAGAAAGCUUCCUAUUCUGAGUUGGUAACCUUUCCUGAUCCAGAUAUCUUCAAUUUUGAGCAGUUCAGGGAUAUCAAUCUGUUUGCAGUUGGGCAGAUAUGGGCCCUUUAUGAUAAUCUUGAUGGCAUGCCAAGGUAUUAUGCUCGAAUAAAGAAAUUUGAUGCCUCCAACUUCAAAGUGCAUUUGACUUGGCUGGAGUACGAUGCGAUGGAUGAAGCUGAAGAGAAUUGGACCAGUGAAGAACUGCCUACUGCCUGUGGAAACUUUCGCCUUGGGAAAGGAAGUGAUGUAACACAUGACAGGUCCAUGUUUUCUCACAUUGCUACAUGGACGAAAGGUAAAAAAAGGAAUUCGUAUGUCAUAUAUCCUAAUAAGGGUGAGGUGUGGGCUCUUUACAAGGGCUGGAGCAUGGAAUGGAGCUCUGAUGCAGAUAACCAUAGAUCAUAUGAGUACGAGGUUGUGGAAAUCCUAUCAAAUAUGUCGGUCAGUGAUGGUGCCACUGUUAUCCCACUGGUCAGGAUCAAGGGAUUUGUCAGUUUAUUUGCGACAGCUAAGGAUAAAUCUUCAUUUGUGAUAACAUCGAGUGAGCUUCUCAGAUUUUCUCAUAGCAUACCCUUUUAUCGGACAAAAGGAAAUGAAAAGGUUGGUGUCCCAGUAGGAUUUCUGGAACUUGACAAUGCAUGUCUCCCUGCUGACCUGGAUGCGGCAUUUUCUUCUGUUACUCUUGACUCUUACAUGUCUCUUGGCAAGAAAGAAAGCAACACAUUUGUUGAUAUGACCACUGGCAAUACAAGCCAUAGAACGGAUCCUGGAGAUGAGCAAAUUGCUCAGGAGAAUCACUCUGAAGCACAUGGUUGCCACCCGAUGUCUACAGAUAAUCGUAAAGAUAUGUCUCCUGAACAAAAUACAACCUCCAAGAAAACUGCCGGUGAUGCCAAUAAAUUUGGUGAUUUCUCUCUGCAAAACAACAUUUCCCCCAACGUAUAUACAUAUCCUGAUUCAGAUUUCCACAGCUUUGAAGAAGGUCGCUCCUGUGAGAAGUUUGCACGUGGACAAAUAUGGGCCUUGUUCAGUGAUGCUGAUAAAUUCCCCAAGUUCUAUGCCUGGGUAAGAAAAGUUGAGCAAGAACCUUUCAGGGUGGAAUUGAUAUGGCUCGAGGCUUGCCCUGAACAUGAGCAGGAGAAGCAGUGGUUGGAGCAGGACAUACCCAUCAGCUGCGGCACAUUCAGGGUUCGAACCUGGAGAGCAAUGUACAACACAAACGAAACCUUCUCUCAUCAAGUACGCGCCAGAGAUACCCGCAGGAAGUGGGAGGUCACAAUCUUCCCGGAAUCAGGUGACAUCUGGGCCGUCUACAUGAACUGGGCGCCUGAUUGGGUUCCAUCCAGUGCUGGGGCUUGUGACCUCGCAAUCUGCAUGGUCGUCGAGCGCACUGAAGACAGCACGAAGCUCAUCUUCCUGACCCAGGUCAGCGGGUACCGAUCCGUGUUCAGACUCGACAAUCAAAAAGGUGUCCUGGAGGUUCCUGCCAGCGAGAGGCUGAGGUUCUCCCACCAGAUUCCCUCGAUCCUCCUAACGGAAGAGAAAGGCGGCAAGCUCCGGGGCUUCUACGAGCUCGACCCUGCCUCUGUCCCUGACUCCUUCCUGUACAGGGACACCUGACUGGACGACGACGACCACUACUAUCCACAAAUGUUGCAGCAGACUCUGAAGUAGUUUAACCCAAGUUAGACUCGCACUAGAAUUAUUUUGUCUCGAGUUCGGCUGCCAAUUAAUUGGAUGUACAUAUAUGCUCGUUAGCUUAGCCUUACCAUAAACAUGAUAUGUUUAUGGGGAGGCCUGGUUCUCUUGUGGGGUGGGAUCUGGUAGCAAGGGUAAACCACUUAUGUUCUGGUGCUUGUUAAGUGCCACCAAGUCUGGUCGAUUGCGGCGGUUAAUCACAUUGGUCUGCAAAAUCGGUGAAAGUAACACUGAUUCGCCAGGCUGCUCACAUGACAUGUUGAAUGGUUAAAAGCUAAUUAUUAUGAUGCUAGCGUGGAACUUAUA
Molecule: messenger RNA, 4062 nt
Organism: Panicum virgatum (switchgrass)
Lineage: Eukaryota; Viridiplantae; Streptophyta; Magnoliopsida; Poales; Poaceae
Exons: 4
Coding region: 379-3678 (1099 amino acids)
Source: RefSeq, a predicted model, not a curated record